Molecule: messenger RNA, 1968 nt
Organism: Pseudogymnoascus verrucosus
Lineage: Eukaryota; Fungi; Ascomycota; Leotiomycetes; Thelebolales; Thelebolaceae
Exons: 1
Coding region: 256-1968 (570 amino acids)
Biological process (GO): amino acid transport; transmembrane transport
Cellular component (GO): membrane
Molecular function (GO): transmembrane transporter activity
Source: RefSeq, a predicted model, not a curated record
CUUUUUCGUCCAUUCCACUUUCCAUGUUUUCAAUCAACCACCCAUGCCAGCCCGCUAUUUUUCCCUUCAGAGCUUUCCUUGGCGUCGCCGUCAGAUCUUUUGUACCAUGUUCCUCUUCUGCCUCAUUUCUUUUCCCUUUCCUUUCUUUUAAUCUACUGUUUUUUUGAAUAUCAAAACCCUCUAUUUAUGUCCAAAUCCACAUAGAUUUCCUGGAAAACUCCCGCUCGUGUUGCGCAUUCACAACAGCCCGCCAAGAUGGCCAAGGAUACAGCACCCGGUGAUGUCAUCUCCCCGUCCGCCGGUAGCUCAGACGGUCACAUCGUCCGCCACCGCACCCGUAGCAUCGGACAUCUCUCCACCAACAACGGCCCCGACGGGGCACGCUCGCUCUCCAACGACUCCCAGGACGGCGCCGACAGCGACGAUGCCCAGCUCCAGGCCGAGUUCGGGUACAAGCCCGUCUUCAAGCGCGAGUUUGGCUACCUCUCCACCUUUUCCUUCGCCGUGAGCAUCUCGGGCCUCUUCGCGACCACAAUGACUACCUACUCCUACCCGCUGGCUGCUGGCGGCGCUGCGGCGGCGGUGUGGUGUUGGUUGAUCGCGGGGUCCGGGUGCAUGUGUCUCGCCUUCUCUGUCGCGGAGCUGGUCUCGGCGUACCCUACGUCUGGCGGACUGUACUACACGGUGUCGCGCCUGGCGCCGAAGAAGUACGUGCCGGUCAUAUCGUGGAUCACGGGCUGGAUCAAUCUGCUCGGUCAGAUUGCUGGUGUGGCCAGUUCAGAGUACGGUGCCGCGCAGAUGCUGCUCGCGGCCGUGGCUAUGGGCACGGAUUUCAAGUAUGAGAUUACGGAGAAUACGACGGUUGGCGUUAUGGCUGCAUUGACCGUUCUCACGGGUCUGGUCAAUUCGCUUUCCACGUACUGGAUUGAGAAGAUGACCAAGGGUUAUGUUAUCUUUCACAUUGCUGUGCUGGUGUCUUGCUGUAUUGCUCUGCUCGUCAAGACGGAGAACAAGAACACGGCGAGCUUUGUCUUCACAGAGAUCGAGUCGAGCUCUGGAUGGCAGCCAAAGGGGUUCUCAUUUUUGUUCGGCUUCCUCUCUGUCGCCUGGACCAUGACCGAUUACGACGCCACGGCGCAUAUCACUGAGGAGAUCUCGAACCCCGCCAAGAAAGCGCCCUGGGCCAUCUCCGCCGCCAUGACAUUCACCUACAUCGGCGGCUUCCUCUUCAACAUCGUUCUCGGCUACUGCAUGGGCCCCUCCUCGGCCGACAUCCUCAGCGCCUACCAGCCCGUCGCCAUGAUCUUCUACAACUCCCUCGGCAAGGCCGGCGGCAUCUUCUACACCGUCUGCGGCUUCAUCAUUAUCAAGUUCGUGUGCUUCACGGCCCUCCAAGCCACAGCUCGCACCUUCUUCGCCUUCUCCCGCGACCGUCUCAUCCCCUUCUCCCCCGUCUGGACAAAGGUCAGCUCCAUCUCCGGCACGCCGCUCACCUCCGUCUGGCUCAGCGUCGUCCUCUGCAUCCUGAUCAACCUCAUCGGACUCGGCUCCUACACCGCCAUCUCGGGCGUCUUCAACGUCUGCGCCAUCUCCCUCGAUAUCUCCUACUGCAUCCCCAUCGCCUGCAAGCUGAUCUUCGGACAAUUCAAGCCAGGCCCCUGGCACAUGGGACGGUACUCAAGGUACAUCAAUAUCUGGGCGUGUAUCUGGACCGCGUUCGUGAGCGUCAUCUUCGUGCUGCCGACCGCGUACCCUGUUGCGGCUGAUACGAUGAACUACGCGUGCGUCUUCUUGGUUGCGAUCUUCUUCUUCGCGUACUUGUACUGGAUUAUGAGGGGCAAGCAGUUCUAUACUGGUCCGAUUGUGGAGGGCUAUGAGGCGCCGCAGGUGGCGGGGGAGGGGGAGGAGCGGGAGAGUGGGUUAAGUGGGGAGUUAGCGGGGGAGAAGGUGGGGGAGAAGGUGGCCUAG